UCUCCUUUCAUCAUCGGCCACCCACCACUACAAACUUAUAGCUCCAUUCCUACUAUACUUGCAAACUUUUCCCUUCUCUCUCCUCUCUGCCUAGAGAGUAGCAUAGCAUAUUGAGAGAAACUUCUUUUUUCUCUAUUUCGUUUCUGCCUCCUCCAAACCAUAACUUAGCUGUUAUCAUAAGAGGAUCAAUAAACCCCCCACCAUAAGAGAAAUCAAACCCAAAAGUAAAUCAACCAGAGUCAUGGUUAGUAUUAUUAGUACCAACAAUCAAUGUAACCCCUCACAUAUUUCACACGGGGGUGGAGGAGGUGCAAUUGGGGUGAGAGGCCUCGAUGAAGAUGAUGAUGAUGAUGUUGGAAAGAAUGAAGAAGAAAACAAGUGGCCACCAUGGCUUGGGCCACUUCUCCAAACAAGCUUCUUUGUUCAAUGCAAAGUCCAUGCAGAUUCCCACAAAAGUGAAUGCAACAUGUAUUGCUUGGACUGUAUGAAUGGAGCCCUUUGCUCUACCUGUCUUGCUUCUCACAGAGAACACAGAGCUAUUCAGAUAAGGAGAUCUUCAUACCAUGAUGUAAUAAGAGUGUCGGAGAUACAGAAAUUUCUGGACAUAACAGGGGUCCAAACUUACAUUAUAAACAGUGCCAAGAUUGUGUUCUUGAAUGAAAGGCCUCAACCUAGGCCUGGCAAAGGAGUUACCAACACCUGCCAAGUCUGUGAGCGCAGCCUUCUCGAUUCAUUCAGCUUCUGUUCCCUUGGUUGUAAGAUAGUAGGAACCUCCAAGAAGUUCCGGAAGAAGAAAAUGUUAGCUGAGACAGAUGGGUCCGAUGGUGAAGAAUCAAUAAAUGGCAUUAGCAAUGAAAGUGGAAGAAACAAAAUCCAUAGCUUCACGCCGUCAACACCACCACCAACAGUGGUAAAUUACAGGACUGCUAAGAGGAGAAAGGGAGUCCCACAUAGAGCUCCAAUGGGUGGUGCCCUUAUUAUAAAUACAACUAAUUAAUACUAAUGUUACAUAAUUAAGUAUUGGUAGGUUUAUGGGUUAAGGUGACUUAACAAACAAUAAUUACACCGUGAAAGAUACAACAGUUGUUGCCAGUGCCACUUCCCUAAGUGGCAAUAUGGCAUCAUUGGACAAUAUAUGCCUUGUAAAAGUUACAAUACCAGAGCCACUGUUCAUUGAGGCCGGUGUUGGGAACUGCUUCACUAUCUUGUAUGUUGUAUAGUACAAAAUAUAGGAGGAAAAUCCCCCCCACCCCCAAAAUAAUCAUAAAGGAAAAAGUAUAGGUUAAAAAUUGAAAUAACUAUAGAAUAUAGAAGGGGGGGUAAUUUACGCUGGUGUAACUCAUAUCAUAUGUGUUGGUAUCAGAUGCGCAAUGUACAAAGUGGCUUGUAGAAAGUUGUUGUAUUUUACACAAUAAAAGUCUUUAUCGUGAUUAUUAAAAUAUUCCACUUGGUUGAAUUGUUGUAUA
Messenger RNA from Glycine soja, 1466 nucleotides. RefSeq lists its product as uncharacterized. The transcript has 4 exons. The record is from RefSeq and is a predicted model, not a curated record. The coding region runs from base 242 to 997 and encodes 251 amino acids. Lineage: Eukaryota; Viridiplantae; Streptophyta; Magnoliopsida; Fabales; Fabaceae.